UCUCGCGCCAGCCGAGCCACGCGCACUCGCGUUCUGUUUUACGUUCUGGGCUCGGUGAAAGACUCUCUCUCCGCUCCUUCGGACGCGAGUCUGAUACGUUCUCACGCGUUCCGUGAAUCACCAGAGCGCGUAGGCCAGAACCUGCGACGAAACCCAAAGGGGUCGCAAAACCGUAACCGUACAGAAAACAACUCUCGGGUCGUUGCCGAGGUUUGCGACAGUUCCUUCUGUUCUUUUUCCAUCCUCGGACCGAGUCGGAGUCAGGAUCUCCUUUGGCCUAUCAGCCAGCGGUCAGUGGACAGCUAGACACACGGAACCAGACCGCCUCCUCCGGACGGAAGCCACGGAACACCCCCACUUCUUCUUCUGGUCAAGCUAAGAACUCCCCCACCAACGGAGCAGAGUGGUGUAGAGCGGUGUAGAGUGGAAAGGCACACAUCCAGGUACCGAGUUCCACGGGUGGAGAACCCCGCGCGAUACCACGGUGAUCAACCCUCAAGAAGGUCGCUGAGCCGGACAAAUUUUCCCCGGACAAAUUCCAAUUGCAAUUCGAUAGCGAGAGUGUCCGCGUCACUCUCCGCUCAGUUUUCUUUCCGCGUUUCAUUAUCUUGUCGCUCUCCCCUCGGUUUCGCGUGGACGCGCGCACACAUCCCACCCUCUGCGGACCACUCUUGCCACCACCAUCUCGGCGUCAAACAAACCCUCUCCUCACCCCGUGGAACGCGAGUGGAGAGAGAUCCGAGACAGAGCGGCAUCAUCGCGCGCCGCCAAUCCUCCACUUCUCGCGGUGAAUUCGUGCGCUUGGUACCCGGCGCACUUCCGGUUCCACGGCGUCGUCGAUGGGUCGCCACGCAGUCGUUCGCGUUCCGUCGAAUUGAGUGUUUCUCUUUUUCUUCUUCUUCUUCUUCUUCUACUUUUUCUCUCUCAAUUGUCCUGUCGUAUCGGAGGAUGCUCGCUGGAUGACAGUGUGGACGACGUUGGCGGAGGAGACCGGGGCCAGUGAUCUUAUUCUUCGUGUGAUCGAUGGAGUGACAAAGUCUUCGAAGAGUGACCAGUGUGAAACUCGAAACAGAGGGAUUAUUCCGGGACGAGGUAUUUCGCGAUCGGUUGCGGAACAGAUCCAGUGUUAACGCGAUGCCAAUGUGAACGCACGUCUUCGGACGAGACAUCAGACAGAACUCGGCAUUCGUACUCGGCAUCGAGCGAGUGAUGAGACACGCCAGAGACACCGCGGCCGGGUGAAGUUUCCAUUUCAGUGCGGGAUAAUUGAAGUUCGUAGUCUUGUCGAGCGUUUUCGCCGAGUUGCGGCACCUCUUUUCGUCGAGGGAGGACUACUAUGUUCACCGAAGGAGAGACAAGAAGCGGAGGACACGGGGAUACUCGUUGAGAGAGGGAUAGAGAAAGAGAGAAAGAGAGAGAGAGAGAGAGAGACCGAGAAUGCUUUGAAGAGCCGGCCGGUAGAGGAGAUUCGAGAUGUCUGCCGUAACCAGCCCGUACGGCCCCACGGAGAUGCUUUCCGACUCGGUGUACAACUACGCGACAACCCGGCGGGGGACCGCCGACCAGGACAGCGACUCCCAGUACGAGGGCCAGGCCCAGCUGCAAAUCACGAGCAUCCAGAAGCCGCGCAACAAGCGCAAAAACUUCAAGCCGAUAAGCAGCCGGAUGGUCGAGGUGUCGGAUGAGUCCGAGAAAGAUGACGAGGAGCUGGAAGCGUUGGAGGAGAGUUCCAGCGAGAUAUUGGAGUACGAGAGGAAGACGAUGCUGUUGCCAGCGGAGGACAGGUCGAAGCAGAGGUUGAACAACAACGAGGUCAGCCCUAUGGACCUGUCCGUUGCCACUAGGCCACCGUCCUCCGAGGCUGACGACGACAGCGGCGAUUCACUUAGGCAUAAGUUCAUCCUCGAGCAGCUCAGAUCUCAGAAACUUUACUCCCCUGGUACCGAGGCAAGGAGUCCGAAUUCAGAAUCGUCGGAGAAAAGUGGAAGCGGUGUUCUGGAUACCGAAUCGGGGCGAUUAGACGACACUCCGUUCGAGGACGAUCGAGCGCAGGAUGGCGACGGUGAGACGGAGUGCGAGGAGAGGAAACCGUUCGAAGGAAUGAGGGAGUACGCCGAAACGACCAUGCAGGAGUUGUUGGCGAUCUACGGUCUGGCGGGAGGAGAAUUGGCCAAGUCAGUGAGCAGACAGCUACCGCCGACCUUUCUGAACCCACCGACUGGUCAUCAGCCUCACGGGAAAGUGAAAGUGAAAGAAGAGAAGGAUGCAUCGUCAAUGGCGCCGGGAAGUCCACCGACGCCUCCGCACACCCCUCAAAGUCCACCGCGACACAAUCCACCCCCGAGUAACCUGUCACAGUCCUGUCAGACCUCGAACGCCAAUUCUCCGAACCUUCAACAGCAGCAGCAGCAACAGCAUCAGCAGCAGCAUCAUCAUCAGCAUCAGCAUCAGCAUCAGCAACAACAACAACAGCAUCAAGAAUCAAAUCAGCAACAGCAACAGCAGCAACAAUCGCUUCACACGGUGGCAAAUACACCGUUAAGCCAGAUUUUAGUGCAAAAUCCGGCGCUUGCUCAAUUAUUGCAACAGAAUCCAGCGAUUUUGUCGCAGAAUCCACAAUUGGCGCAGUUGUUGCAGCAAAACCUUCAAGUUCAGAUCGGCAGCGUGCUUUUCCAGAACGUGAGGAGGGAGGAACCUGAAGAGUCGAGGGUACCGCCGACAAUAGCGAGCCUGGCGGCGAUGAAGGUGGAGGCAGCUGACCCGAAGGUUUCCGCAUUAUUGAGACAAAGCAUGUCUCCGGUUGCGGAUACGUUGAUCGGUAGCUCGAAAAGCUCGAUGUCGCAGCCGAUAAUCGAUUACUCCCGAUACGUGAGGCGGUACACGUCGGGCCAAGAAUGCGGUAGCUCGUAUUGUAAGGAGCUCGGCUGCCGCGAGCAUUUUCACUGUCUGGACUGCAGUGGUAGGGUGUUUGUGAAAAAGGAGGAAAUGAUCAGGCAUUUCAAGUGGCACAAAAAGAGGGACGAAUCUUUGCAGCACGGGUUCAUGAGGUACUCGCCGACGGACGAUUGCUCGGAGAGGCAUCCGGGCCGUGCCUGCCCCCACAAUCGUAAACAGACUCACUACCACUGUAUCCACGAGAACUGCGAUAAAGUAUACAUAUCGACGUCGGACGUGCAAAUGCACGCCAACUAUCACCGUAAGGACUCGGCUAUCAUACAGGAGGGUUUCCAGAGAUUUCGAGCUACCGAGAGCUGUGCUACUGAUCACUGUCCCUUCGUCGGACAACGGACCACGCACUUCCAUUGUCGCCGAGCUGGUUGCCGGUUCACCUUCAAGAACAAGGCUGAUAUGGACAAGCACAAGUCGUACCAUAUCAAAGACGAGCAGCUAUCCCGCGACGGUUUCAAGAAGUUCAUGAAAUCCGAGGCGUGCCCGUUCGAGCAGUGUCGUUUCUCCCGCGUCUGCAAUCACAUCCAUUGCAUACGGCCGCAUUGCAGCUACGUUCUUCACUCGUCCGGCCAGCUGUUCUCUCACAAACGAAAACACGAGCGUCACGAGACGGAGCUGGCCUACAGAAAGUACAAGCAGAUCAACGCCGUCGGUGGUAUCCGACCGCCAGGCUCCUGGCCGCCGGACGAUCUCAGCACGCAGAGCCUCUCCUUGAGUCUGAACGGCGAGAGCUCGAACGAGGACCGAGGCUCGCCGUCGUACUACUCUUUGGACGAUUCGUUUCAAAGUGGUAGCGACCUAGCGAUGGAUCUCACCGCGCCAACGACCACGGUCACCGCCAGCGGGAGUUGUUCCACGGUGACCAUAGAGCAGCAACACCAGCAGCAGAGUCAACAGAGCCAACAGCUCACUGCCACGGAACUAGCGUAUCUGGUACCUGCGACGGCUGACUGUCCCUGUCACACGGGCAGGGAACACCAUCACUGCGGGUUAGAUCGUUGUGGUGCCGCCCUGAAGGAUCCACGCGAGGUUAGGGAGCAUUUGAGGGAACACGAGACUCAGGAACGGAUCACCGACGCGUUCUUCGAGGAAGGUGGCUGCGACGACGGCUGCCCGUACGCCGACAAAGAGAAACACUAUCACUGUAACUGGGAGAACUGUCGCGAGGUGAUCCUCUCCACCGACAAGCCCUUCCGUCGUCUUCAACAUUACAAGAUCCACGAGUACAGCCGACAGUUGAAUCUCUCUUGCUCCUCUCACGCUCUGUCCUCCGACGUGACGUUAACGCACUUGACGAACAUCGACGCGAUGUUCAGGCGGAAGAGAGGCAGGCCUCCAAAGAACAGAGUGAUCGAGAUCUGGUCGGGUGGCGAUCCAGCUACCCACACUCACGACUCGCCGCAGGCGAUCUUCACUAGUUUCAAGCUACCUAAACCACAGACGCCUAGCCUGACACCUAAUCCUAUGGCCGAAGAGAGGGAGGGCAGUGUCUCGCCUUCGAACAGCCUUGGCGAACCGGAAGGUUUCUCCACGUACAAUCCCGAUGGGUGUCCAGAUCCUGCUUGCGCCCUCAGGUCGACGAGACACCAUCAUUGCUCGCAGCUUAGGUGUCACUUCUCCACCGACAGGCCCGAUCAAUUGCUGAUGCACAGCAAAGACUUUCACGACAACGUCGACAUACCACCUGGUUUUGCAUUCUUCGACAAGAUGGUCGACUGCCGGCUGGUUGGUUGUCACAGUAAUCGCGUUAAUCGGCAUUUUCACUGUACCAGGCCGAACUGUGGCUACUCGUUCGUUAGAUACUCGACCAUGGCGAUGCACGAGAAACAGCACAGCAGCAGCAGUCACGACGAACAGCCUGAAUGUUCGUCGAAUCAGGAGUGUCAGACGCAGAUUCAGCCGAUGAUGCAGGAAACGAAGCCUAGGAUUCAAGUGAAGAAUACGGCUGAGUUGAUCGAGAAGCCCGAGGAGAGUUUGACGAGCGAGAUGGAGAGCAGAUCGAUGAUCGACGAGAAAGAAUCGGAGAUCCACAGCCCGGAUGUUAACAAGACCACCGUGGUGAGGGCGGCAGGCACCUAUUAUCCGGUCAGUGGACCGCCGAGUGAACCCGCACUUCCGGGCGUCGUGCUAUCCAUGCGAACUUCCGUGCACCAAGAGUCACCGGUACUGCCAUCCACGUCUUCAGCCUCGCCGCACAUCCUCUACGGGCCAGAGCAAAGCUGCAGCAGGCCGUUCUGCAAGUUAAAACGUAAGAACCACUACCACUGCAACGCCUGCAAUCAGGCGUUCUCCGAACUGGACCGACUAGUGGCGCACAUAGCGAAACAUUCAACAGGCGCCAUCCUCAGUCAACAGCAACACGAUUUGGCCAGUCAGACACCGAAUCAGCUGCAGCACGACUACCUGGCGCAGCUGUCGCAGAAGCACGACUUCAUGGCGCAGAACGCUCAAAUGGCGCAGAACAUCCAAAACUUUCAGAGUCAGAUGCAACGUCAGAUGCAACAGACUCUCGGCCAGAUGAGCCAACAGACGCAGGUGAAGGAGGUGAAGAUCGAGCCAGCGAGAUGCGGCUCGGAUAUCGGGGUGCAGAGUGUCGGGGUUCCGAAUGUCAAGAGGGAGCCCAGCGAAGUGUCCAGAGACGAUGGGAACAAUUCGGUGAUGGAUAGCAACGAGAAUGGCCAGUUGUCUCAGCCGAGUAUGCCACCCAGUGUUCAACAAUCGCCAGUCCCGACUAGUUUCGAGCUGGACCUUAGCCACAGUUUCCACUUCCCUAGCCCAGCUGUGAUGGCUGCUAUGAACCAGCAGAUCGCCCUGAUGAACCAAGCUCUGCCACCGUUCUUGCAACACGGUGGCAUGUAUACAGGUGGGCCGGGUUUGAUGUUCGCCCCUGGUCUACCACCGACUAAUUUCCUACCUCCGGCCAGAGACGAGAACCCUCUGGCCUCGUUGGCGGCGAAUCUUAACCUGAACAAGAGGUCUUUGUCGCCGCCUGAUAGCAAUUCACCCGAGGCGAAGAAGCAGAGGCUUCAUCAUUCCAUGCGGAUGCUUAAGGACGAACCUGUGCCGGAAGGAUACGUCAGGUUCAGAUUCAACGAAGACUGCAGGUACCCCCAUUGCGGCUACAGAGAGCACCAGACCCACUUCCACUGCAUGCGUCAGGACUGCGGCUACUCGUUCUGCGACAAGACACGUUUCGUCCAGCACACGGCGAGGCACGAGCGUCUCGACACCCUAAUGGGUGGCGAUUUCCAGCAAUACAGAGCCAACGUACCCUGCGGAAGGGCGCAGUGUGCCUACACGUCGUCCUUAGGCUCCAUGCAGAACAAAGCGUCCCACUUCCACUGUCUGAAAUGCGACUUCGUCUGCACGGAUACCAACAAGGUGGUCGCUCAUCGACGACAACACGCGAAAUUGGACAGCAUAGCCGCCGCAGGUUUCCAAAAGUUCACGCCCAGCCAGCCAUGCGGGAGUGUCCAGUGCCAGCAUUCCGGCAAACAGACUCACUACCACUGUCUUCAGUGUCAGUACGCUGUGCUGGGUUUGGCGCAGAUGUCCGCGCACAAGUAUCGACACAUGGACACAUAACGACGUUCGUUUGGAACAUUGGACAUUCGUCGGAGAACGCUCGAGAAAGACAAUUGCCCGGUCUCCGGUAGACAUUCCUUGGGGGAGUCGUGGCCACGGAGGGGCAAGAGUGAAGGAAGCUGAAGUCGGAUGAAAUCUGAUGGAAAGGAGAGGCAGAAGCUAUAAAAAAAAAAAAAAAAGAAAAAGACAAAUUCUCAUGCAUCCCGUAGACAUUCCCUGGAAGGAUUUCGUUCCGCGUUCUCAUCAUCCGUACCUGCGAGUGCGGAUGGCUGGAUGAUUGAGGAGCAGACCCCCGAAUGAGCGGCCUAGUCAUGAAUCUUCAGCCGUUUUCUAUCGAUACAACUCUUGGCAGCGUGUGUGUUUUCUCGUUCGAACGAUACGUACCGGUCGAUGCAUCGAAUUGGAACUGUUCAGUGAAACUCGAUGACUUCGUACUUACGAGAGGAGAUAUUUAUUGUAACGACGAUCUUCUCUUCGCGGUUCUUCUCGAAUUGUUUCCCGAAGGAAUUUUUGUAGCAGAGUUUUGAAGAGCGGAGAGCGACUUUGAUCGAGAGGAGAGAUCCACGUAGACGAAAAACGGCGACGGGAGAGAAAUGGCAUAGAAUCAUAGACAAUAAAUCACGGAUGACGAGCCUAUCAUUAUUAGCUUUAGAUUGCGAGGAUAAAAGACAAACUAUGAUAUUUAAAAUAGAAAAAGACCUUGUACAUUUCGUUUUCCUCCUUUUUUUUUUCUUUUUUCUUUUCUUUUAGUAUCGUGUACCCUCCGUGAAUCAGUCGUCGCGAAUUUAGCUCCUAGAAUAUAUAGAUAGUUAAUAAUAUAUGUAAAGAACUGACAUAAGAGAGAGACAGAGAGAAGGAGAGAGAAAAUGGGAUCUUCCCUCGCUGAGAAUUUAACUGAAACUUGCAGCCGACGAUCACAGAGUUUAGACUACUACUUUUCUUUUUUCUACGUGAAUGAUUACAAACAAAAAGUGAGUCAAAAAAAAAAAAAAACUGUGUCUAGUCCAUCGUAUCAUUGACGAUUACUACUGACUAGCUGAAAGAAUGUUCAAAAGUGCUUUACUCAAAGCAGUUACUCAAUUAAAGAUACGAGAAAUUAAUUGUCAAUGGCGCGAUGAUUUUUCUACUUUUUUUUUCCUCAAGAAGAACACACAGCUGUUGUUUCCUUAGUUCCUCUUUUGUAUUCGACAAGGAACUCACAGACGAGAUUUGUAAUGAAUCGUACUAAAGAUUAUACGCUUUCUCGGGACACGUGCCGCGGCCAGGAGGGUACACGUUUCUCAUUAAUCGUAUUACAAACAGUAUUGAUUAAAAGAAUAUAAAGUAAUGCAACAAAAAAAAAAAAAAAAAAGAGAGAGAAAAAUCUGCAAGAAAACUGAGAGUUAACAAAAAGACUGCCAGCCAAGACGAAACAGAGCGUUACAGUGAUCAUGGAUGAUGAUUGAUUCGGUGACUCUUCGUUCGCUUUCGAAGGCAACCGUUGCUUCGCUGGAAUGAAACCGGCGGAUAUUUUGUCAA
Molecule: messenger RNA, 8052 nt
Organism: Frieseomelitta varia
Lineage: Eukaryota; Metazoa; Arthropoda; Insecta; Hymenoptera; Apidae
Product: zinc finger protein castor homolog 1-like
Exons: 11
Coding region: 1474-6534 (1686 amino acids)
Biological process (GO): positive regulation of transcription by RNA polymerase II; regulation of neuron differentiation
Cellular component (GO): nucleus
Molecular function (GO): RNA polymerase II transcription regulatory region sequence-specific DNA binding; DNA-binding transcription factor activity, RNA polymerase II-specific
Source: RefSeq, a predicted model, not a curated record